AAACGAUCGUUUCGAGGUUUUUCUAAAAAUGAUUACAAUCGUGAUCUGUUACAUGCUACUAAGUUUCAUCUUGAUAUUUGGCGGAAUGUAUUUAGUUCUUGAACUAGAAGAUUUGUACAAUCAUUUGAAACUUGGCAGCGCGCUCAGCUUUUUCUUGAUGGCGGCUAUAAAAUAUUUUAUUCUGAUCGUUCGCGAGAACGAUAUACGAAGAUGUAUAAGUUGCAUCGAGAUCGAUUGGAGGAACGUCAAAUAUCUCGAAGAUAAAAAGAUUAUGAUCGAGAACGCAAAUUUCGGACGUAAACUGAUAAUGAUUUGCGGUGUCUUUAUGUAUGGCGGCGUUAUUUUCUACUACAUAGCCUUGCCAAUGACACGUCAAAAAAUUUUUGACGAAGAGAAAAAUAUCACGUACAGAUCUCUCGUAUAUCCUAUACCGAAGAUCGUGGCGGACGCUCGUUUAAGUCCACUCAAUGAAAUUUUUUACAUUCUUCAACUCUUUUCCGGUCUCGUCGCUCACAAUAUAACCGUAGCUACCUGCGGUCUUGCCGCACUUCUCGCGAUGCAUGCUUGCGGUCAACUUGAAAUACUCAUGUCCUGGCUUGAAUAUCUUGUCGACGGUCGAGGGGAUGUCUCGGACUCGCUCGACAAGAGGUUGGCUGAUAUCGUCGAACAGCACGUGCGUGCUUUCAGUUUCAUAAAACGCACAGAAGAAAUAAUACGAGAAAUAUCUCUCAUUGAAUUAGUGGGAUGCACAUUGAACAUGUGUUGCCUCGGAUAUUAUUGUAUGGUGGAAUGGGAUAUUAGACGACCACUCAAUAGUUUUACUUAUUUAAUAUUACUAACAUCGGUCACGUUUAACAUCUUCAUAUUUUGUUACAUAGGCGAAGUUCUUGCCAAUCAGACUGUGAAGGUUGGCGAAAAAUCUUACAUGAUAGAUUGGUACCGAAUACCGGAAAGAAAAAGUCUUGCUCUAGUAUUGAUAAUUAUGAUGUCUAAUUCGUCCACCAGACUGACCGCUGGCAAUUUUAUUGAAUUAUCUAUAAGUAGUUUUUGCGACGUUAUUAAGUCAGCUGGUGCCUACUUGAAUAUGCUUCGUACGUUUGCAAUUUAAAAUACAUUACUCAUGCUAGUAAAGACCUGAUUCAAUAGUUAUUAAAUUGUUUGCUUUUGAAAGAAAGCAACGAGGAAAAGAAAAAAAGAAACAACAUUAUCUGUCUUUUAAUUUGUAAUCAAACCGUAUUUUCAAUGUUCGUUUUAACAGACGCACAUUCGCUUUCCAAUAAUCAGGAUCGAUAAUUCUAAGUAUUGAAACGACAUGAUAAUAUCAUACUUGAUAAUUCGCUUUAGAACAGUAAUUGAUUGUCGAUAAAUUGUGCGUGCGUGACUGAGAACAUUGUUUCUAUGUACUUUUAUAGAAUCCAGAAACUGAAUAAAUAUAAGCUAUCUGUGAAACGUGAUCGCGAUAGGGAAAUAAUAUCCACGUGUAACGUAUCGCAUAGAAGGGUCGAUCCCUUUUGCGGAAACAACUUUCUUCGUUAUGCACGCCUGCGGACAGUUAAACAUUUUAAUUAAAGAAAUGAAGAACGUUGUUAAAACGACAAAUGAAAUCGACAAAAAG
Messenger RNA from Vespula pensylvanica (western yellowjacket), 1615 nucleotides. RefSeq names its product odorant receptor 22c-like. The transcript is spliced from 5 exons. Gene Ontology annotation, cellular component: plasma membrane. Gene Ontology annotation, molecular function: odorant binding; olfactory receptor activity. NCBI's taxonomy places the organism in Eukaryota, Metazoa, Arthropoda, Insecta, Hymenoptera, Vespidae. Gene Ontology annotation, biological process: sensory perception of smell; detection of chemical stimulus involved in sensory perception of smell. Bases 29 to 1108 code for a protein of 359 amino acids. The record is from RefSeq and is a predicted model, not a curated record.